Molecule: messenger RNA, 578 nt
Organism: Notothenia coriiceps (black rockcod)
Lineage: Eukaryota; Metazoa; Chordata; Actinopteri; Perciformes; Nototheniidae
Product: tripartite motif-containing protein 65-like
Exons: 1
Source: RefSeq, a predicted model, not a curated record
UAUGUUUUCUUCAUCCUGAGCUAUCCCUUCCGAACAGCACACUGUCUCUCUCCAGCUGAUCGUUGGAUGGCGAUGGAGCUUUCUGCAGCCUCCCUGUCUGAAGACCAGUUCACCUGCUCCAUCUGUCUGGAUGUGUUCAACAACCCCGUCUCCACCUCAUGUGGCCACAGCUUCUGCCAGGCCUGCAUCUCCUCCUACUGGGACACGAAAGUGGGGGCCAAAUCCUAUGAGUGUCCCCUCUGCAAGGAGCCUUUCCGCAGGCGACCGGAGCUCCACAUCAACCGCACCCUGAAGGAGAUCACGGAGCAGUUCAAGCAGAUCGUCAGCUCUGGAGGGCAGGGUGUGGACGAUCCAAACUCUCACCCCCGCCAUCGCCAUCCCUCUCUCUCUCUCCCGCAGAGGGCGGGGGAGCUGCCGGGGACCGUCUUCGCUGAAAUGAUGAAUCGUUUCCAGCAGCUGCAGACUCCGGGGACGCCUAACACCCACCCCUCCUCACCCGAUGACCCUCUCCCUCAGAGCCCAGCUCCAUUCAGUGAUGAGCCCCAAGACCCGCCUCCCCCCUACUCACCCCCCCGCAG